This is a messenger RNA of Chara braunii, 1831 nucleotides long. The record is from the annotation of a GenBank genome assembly. Lineage: Eukaryota; Viridiplantae; Streptophyta; Charophyceae; Charales; Characeae.
GUGCCACGUCAGACUCAGUGCCACAUCAGCAGUGCCAGGUCACAGUGCCACGUCAGACUCAGUGCCACAUCAGCAGUGCCACGUCAGAAACAGUGCCACGGAAGCAAUGCCACAUCAGCAGUGCCACGUCAGACACAGUGCCACAUCAGACACAGUGCCACAUCAGACAAAGUGCCACGUCAGCAGUGCCACGUCAGCAACAUGACGGGCCUGCCAGGCCAACUGGCCAAUGAGCCCAUUGCCGACUACAAAAAGCGCGUCCAUGCUCAGCUCGCUGCAAUCGAGGCUGAGGAACAACGCCAGCUGGCAGCCAAGGCUGCCCAGCUACAGGCUGAUGAAGCGGCAACAGCAGAGAAGCUGCGGCUUCAAGCCGAAGCAGACGCAGAUGCCCAGGCUCGCCGCAAGGAAGCCCAGGCUCUGCUGCAGCGGCAUGAAGCCAACAACAUCGAGAAACUCAAGUACUCGCAUUUUGAACCGAACAGCGAUGAGCCAACACCGGAAGAGCAUCAUAAGGAGUUCAUGGCAAAGCUCGUGAGCAGGUUGGUUUACACAUGUAACCACCUAGGGUCCGAGCUGGAAAACCUUCAGCAGGCCGUGCGGAACCAUAAGAUUCAGCACGAGGAUGCCACACGGGCACUGGACGCCCGUGUACUGGGCCUGGAACAGGCUGUACUAGGACCAGAUGCUGGAGCUUCCAGCAGUGCAUCCUCUAGCCGCCAACUGGAGGAAUGCAUUGACCACGUAGUGGCAAUGCUAGGAGACAUAAGUGCCUUAACAGAGCCGGCCACCAUCAGCCAGCGGUUCGAGUUGCUGGACACUAAGAUCAGUAAGCAACAGCAGACUGACCACAGCCACAACAACAGCUCGGCGAGGCCAUACAAGAUGCCGACGUUCCGGAUCGAGAAAUUUGAUGACUACACACAUCAAGACCCGGUCGUCUGGUGGCAAGGAUUUACAACGGAGUUGGGGAUUCACGAAGGCCCUGACCAUCUGUUCAUCAGUGCUCUAUUCAUCAACACCAAGGGAGGUUGUCAGAUCUGGCUCAACCACAUGGCAACCAUCCACGGCGUCCAGAUUUCAGACCUGUACAAGAAGGUCUCCUGGGAGGACAUGACAAAGGAAUGGAAUAAGCGGUUCAUCGUCGACGACGCCCCGACACUCACCGUCAACCGCAUCUUCACGAUGGCUCAAGGGAGCACACCGACACGUGACUGGCUCACGGAUUGGCAAAAAAUCGUGGCGACGCCCGAUUUGGACUUGUCAUUUUCGCAUCUGCGGCGUGAGUUCUACAACAGGUCAUGCGCCGCUCUCAGCCUCACACUUGGUGAUCGCGAGCAGUACAACACUUUCGCAGAGAUCAUCAACAAGGCGAGAGAGCUCAUCAAGACUAACAGGCCGGCUGCACACGAGGAGUCCAUGUGGCAGCCAACCUAUCUGGAGAAGAUUAGGUGGGCGCAGAAGGCGGGAAAGAUGGGCGGGAAGGAGAGGCAAGAUGGGUGUGGAGGGUAGGGAAGUUGGCCGCAGAGGGGGGGGAAUUUCACAGCACAUUGGUUCUUGGAAGUCCCAUCCUGUUACAUGCCCAGAUGGGCGAUGUACACAAUAACCGAGGAUCCGCAAUGUGAUAAAAAAGGACUGAAUGGACAAUGCAAUGCAAGUGGAAUCUCAACAAGCAAUGUGCAUUUCAAUACACAUAGAAUGGUGCUUGAUAGCGCAGGGAAGACUUAGGUACAAAUCCUGACCUGACCGGGACUGACCUCUAUCACGUAGUGCAAGAUAGCGCAGCAAAAUGCUAGAAUACUAAUGACUAGCCCAAUCAAUGUUGCAAAGCAGA